Messenger RNA from Ectocarpus sp. CCAP 1310/34, 1105 nucleotides. The record is from the annotation of a GenBank genome assembly. NCBI's taxonomy places the organism in Eukaryota, Phaeophyceae, Ectocarpales, Ectocarpaceae.
AUGUCUUCGUUGACACCGGAGCGGAACAAAGCAUCCUUCAGCGGGGCGGGGCUGUGGCCUGUGGACAUGGAUCGAGCGCUGACCCGGCUUCAGGGCACGGCGAAGAGGAAAGAGGGGCCGACCGGGCGCCCACCCCUAGAGGAUGUCCCCAUCGCCAUGAUCCACGAGCAGCUGGAAGAGGCCAUCGGAGAGAGGGGCCUGAGGCAAUUGAAGGCGGGAGGACAUACCAUUACCGGACUCAAGGUAGGCACGGUGAUGCUCGGCGGUCUCCUGACUCAGAGGAAGCGCGCCAAGAAACUGGCGACCUCGCGGGGCUCUUUGGGCCUUCCCGACGGAGGCAACAUCAACUCGGAAGAAUUCCUGGCAAAGGUUGACGCAAAGGAACGCGCAGACAAGGUAGAGGCCGAGGCGAAAGCGGAGAGGGAAAGGGGGCGCGCAAGGAAGAGGAAAGAGGCGGCCGCGGCGGCGGCGGCGCGGGCACGACAGGCGAAUACGGGGGGUCGAAGACGGCGAGGGGGCCGGGAGCGCAGCUGGAAGAGGGGCCUCACCUGGCCGUGGUCAAGGAGCGGCUGCAGCACAAGGGGCGGCUUUGCCCGUUCACCAGCCGGCACCCUCCUUGUCCCUGGUUGGACGGCAGCGGACGCCGACACCCGUUGUUGACGUGUAGCCGCCUAUGAGACUCUCCGCGGUUUGUUUUCUACCACACUCAGAGUAGGACAAAACAAGAUACAAAAGUCGUCAGUUUUUACGUGGAGUCGAUACAUACCCUGUUGCACGUUGCUUGUUGAUAGUAGCGUAGGCAACGGUGGCGUUACAGCAUGCCAAUGGGGCGGGGGGGGGCGGCGGGGGCGUUUGACCGAAAACCAGGGAUGUCGUGAUUCUGUCCCCGGGUGACCUCCAUUUCUUUUUUUUGCGAUAAAUGUUUCUCAUGCAUGUCUGAAUGCUACCUCCAAAUUGUAUGUCGUGGCGAUGUAUGAACAGUCCAGAAUAGACUAUGCAGGGUUCGUGGUGUACGGGGCUGAUUCUUGCCGUAGCGGCACGCAAAGUACCGAAAAUAUACCCAUUUUUGAACAACUAUUUCUUGACCGUACCAACUCCUUUCGGU